Molecule: messenger RNA, 6618 nt
Organism: Tetrahymena thermophila SB210
Lineage: Eukaryota; Ciliophora; Oligohymenophorea; Hymenostomatida; Tetrahymenidae
Product: transmembrane protein, putative
Exons: 12
Source: RefSeq, a predicted model, not a curated record
AUGAAAAACAGAUUAGUUUUAGCAGUUGAGAAGAUUGUUAAGAAUUUUGUGGUAUUAACUAACAAUUCAUUAGACUAUCAUUAUAGAUUAGAUAUAGUUAUUAUUGUUCUCUCAUACUUUCAGAUAUUAUCUUAUUAUUUAUUUUCAACAGAUGGAGAUAGAAACAAUUUCGAUUAUUCAUAUAGAGAUUUAGGAAAGGUUAUGGGAAUUAUAGGAAUGCCUACUAUAUUGUUAUAUGAACUAAGCAUGAAAGUUAAAUGCUUAUUUUUAAUAGUUCCUGGCUGCAUUAUAUUUAUAUACCUAAUUUUAACAUUAAUUUGCUUAAAAGAUUCAGGAUAUAUUAUGAAUAAGUUAGAGUAAAAAGAAGAGUAUCGUUUGUUUGUGACAAUAUUUAGCUACUAUUCUGUUACUUACAAUUAUUACCUUUUUAAUAUUCUUUUAUCUCUUGCUUUGAUGCCAAUCUCGUAGAUAGUUUAUGAUGGAACAGCAAAUUCUAACCUAUACAUUAUUAUUAUUUCUAUUAUCUUAACACUUAUAAUUCUAUUUAAGGCGUUUUUCUUCUCUUAUUUUGCAGAAUUAAGUUACUCAGCAGUAGAAAAAUCAUUAAGUAGGAAUAUAGUUACUAAUUCAUAUGCUUUUUAAACACUUUUAAAAUGUAUAAUGAAUAUUAUUAACAUUUUUCAAGCAAAUGGGAAUUUUUUUAAAGGAUUAUAGGCUGCUUUAGUUUUUUUAUACCUAUUAAUAGCUCUGUUUGAGCUAUUUUAUUUAAGACCUUACACAAAACAAAUUUUGGUAAAGGGGAUUCUUUAUUCGAUAGUACUGACAUUUACGAUUACUUUUUUCAACUUAAUAUCUAAUGAUUACUUCGAAGUAUGCACUCUAAUUUCCUUUCCAUUGCUUUCAAUCCUCUUGAAUUCAGCUUGGAAUUUUGGAGUUUACAAUAAGGAAAUUCUGGGAAAUGUGAACCUAAAUAAUCAUAUGAUGAGAGAUUUACAUUACAGAAUAGGGUUGCUGAUAUAUCAGUAAGAGGAAUUAUUGUAUGAUAAGAAUGAAUCUUUUAUUCUUUUUAGCUUAUUGCAGCAGCAUAAAAUGAAGUGUAUUGAUAAGUUUUGCUUUUGUAAGAGAAGAGUUAUUUUAAAAAGUAUUUAAGGAACCAGAAUGACUAUUAAUUAAGACUUUAUGAAAAGAUAUAUUUUAAUGCUUGUACAUAGAAUGGGAGAUUAUUUUAAACUUUGUAAAUUCAACUCUAGAGAUAUAAUUUAUUUCGUUCAUUAUAUAUAUUUACUCAAUGAAUUUGAUUAGUCUACUUUAGCUUUAGCUCAAUUAAACUAAAUGAUGUUUUAAAAUAGAAACUCAAAUAAAUUUGGAUUAUACUAAAUGACCAUACUUUCAAUCUUAAAUCAACAUAUCAAAUAAAGGAUGACUUAAAAUAAUAUGAUUAACAAAAACGAAAAAGUUUCCAUAUUUACUUAAGUUGUAGAGAGCUUUCUUUGCUCUGAACAAAAUUCAAAAGAGGUAAAGAAAGAUAUAGCAGAUGUUUUAGACUUGAAAAUAAAAUUUUUUGAUAGUAUUUUAAUGGGAAAAUUCGAAAAAGCUUAAGAAAUGUAUUAACAAAGCGAUUUAAUCACAUAAAUUAUGACUAAAACUGAAAAAAAUCUUGAAGAUCUAUACUUUGCCUACCCUUCAAAUAAGUAGAAGAGCUUGAUGUCAUUCUAUUAAGCUGAAAUAUUAAAUAACUUUUACAAGGCAUUUUCAUACCAGCAUUUAGUUGUUGAUAAUAAAGUAUCUUAGCUAUAUUAAAAAUCACCAAUUAAUUUCUUUUCUAGCGAAAUGAUAUAUCUUAUUGUAGCAUAUGGUAAAGAAAAAGGAAGAAUUAAAAAUUACUCACAAAAGGCUGCUUCGUUUUUCGGAUACGAGAAAGAAAGAUUUGAUUUUGUUAGAUCAAUAGAAGAUCUAAUUCCACCAGGUAUUUCUGCUGUCCAUGAUGCUUUUGUAAACAAUUUUUUCUAAACUGGUUCCAGUGGAUUUUUUAGAAACUUAGGAACUAGUCUUGCAAAGCUAGAAUCAGGUUUUCUUUUACCAAUAGAGAUUUUAUUUGAUAUAAAUUUUCUUGUUUAAGAUGAGUUUACUUUUGUUGUAUUUUUGAGAUAGUUAAUGUCAAAAAAUGUUUUUCUUAUCAUAGAUGAGCAUGGGAGAAUAGGCGGAAUAACAGAGAAUUUUUUUAAAUAGAUUGGAGCACCACCAGAUCUUCAUAGAGAUGUUUUAAUAAAACUAUCAUAAAGCCUUAAUAUUAAUAAUUUGAUUCCUACAUUUUGGGAUUUGAUGAAUUAGAUGCAAGAAUAAGAAGUAACUGAGGCAAAACAUUUUGAUGUCUCAUUAAAAUUCAUCAAAGAUUUGGAUAAAUUUGUUACUAGAAAUACGGAUUUGUUAAAAAAGAAUUAGGCUUAAGAAUUAAAUUUAAAAGCUAGUGUUAAUAAUAAAAAGAAGAAAAUAAAAAAGAGUCCAAAGGAUGGUUAAGUAAAUUCACCAAACUAGCAAAGCUAGUUAGCUAUGGCUUAUAUAAAGAAAAGCUCUUUCUUUAAUAAUGAAUCCUCAAACAAUAAUAUAACAUAAAAUUCAUUAUCUUAUUUUACUCCUAAUUCAACUCCAUUGAAUCCUUUAUCUGAUAUCAGUGAUAGAUCUCUUCAUUCUCAUCACACAUUAAAUUCUAGAAAAACUUUGAGAAGUGCAAAAUCCUUUGUUAGCAGAAAGACUUUAGGUUGGAAAAAAAGUAAAAUGGCAAAAUUUCAAACUAAUUUAAUUAUUAGGACAAGAAAUUUUGUAACUGAUGAUGCUAGUGUGGCUUUUAAAUAUUAUAUUGUAGAAUUAGAAGAUCUCAAAAAACCACAAGCAAACGAUUGGCUUGGUUCUAACUCUGAUAGUUAUGCUUCUAACACUACUCCAUAGAGAAGUUUCAUGACUAUGAAAACUGGAAAAUCAAUAAAUACUCUUGCUUCUGGAAGUUUUCAAAUGAGCAACCACUCAUUAGAAGAAGAAAAAGAGAGAAAUUUAAAUAUAGAUGGUGAAGAUGACAAUUUAGAUUACAAUGGUGAAUAAACAUAAUACAAAUUAAGUAAAUAUAAUACGAUAUUAUAGCCUAUAGAAGAGGAAUAAAAUGAUUUGAACCAAAAAAGAUCAAGCAGUUAAAAUUAAUUCUAAACUAACUAAGCCUCUAUUUUUAGUGGAAAAAAGUAGCUUGGAUGGGUAACAAGGAUAGUUAAUAUGAGAAAACAAAAAAUUUAAGAAUAAUAAGAAAGAGACUAAAAUUAAUUUAUUACUCAAGUAAACACUGAAUAGAGUGAAGAUAAAAAUAUUUAAAGAAUUAAAACAGAAAAAAAACUAUAGAACAGAUAAUAAACUCCUUUAGAAAAAAAUUCUAAUAAUGAAAGUUAAGAAGACUUGGAGAGUGAUAAUUAAGGGCAAGAAGAUGACGAAGAUAAUGAGGAUGGAUAUACUGCAAGUAAUAAUUAAACUUCGAUGUCAAGAACUUCAGGGGCGAAAUCAGAGAGAUCUUCUAAGUCUUCUAAAAAAUCUGUUAAAUCAUCAAAGAAAGCUAAUUCAAGAUAAAGCUUAUAAAGUAGCAAUCAGUAAGGGUUGAAAAAAGGAACAACUGCAUAAAAUGAAGAUACUGCUUCGUUUACAAAGGGAUAAACUUUGAUGUCGCAUGAUAAUAAUCUCGGUGUUAUACAUAACUUGGAUUAAUUAAACGAAAAUAAGAGCUUUCUUGGGUUUAUUCAUAACUAAACAAACAAAUUGAAAGAAGAAGAAGAGUAAUAACUAUCAUCAUAAAAACGGAUAGAGUCUGAGAGAGAUAUUAAUAAACUCAAUUUGAAUUAGAGAAUAGAUUCUAAAAAUAAAAUAAGUUUUAUAAAUGUAGAUUUGUUUGUUCACAGUGAUAGCAAAAAAGAGCCAGGAUCAAAUAUAAAUUCUGUUGUUUAGGAAGAAAAAUAAGUGAAUAAAUUAAAUGGUAUUGAUUUAAAUCAUAAAAAUUAUUUUGAUGAUAAUAUCCUGGAUGAAUCAAAUAGACAGGCUAUGAAAGAUUAGGUGAGUGGCCAUAUAGAAAAUAGUAAUUUACUGUUUACUCUUGACCGCUCAAACAUAUCUUAUAAUAAAAAUCAUGAGGAGUAAAAUGGAGAAAAAAAAUUAUCUUUGAUAAAAUAAGGAUAAAAUUCUAUAAAGCAUCUAAAUAACUCUUUAAAUAUUGAUACAUUAUCAUAAAAGUAAAUAAGUACUAGUGUAAGCAAUAAUCAAAUUCCACUUAGUAUUAUAAGUGGGUAAGAGUUAGAUAAUAUACCUUCAACAAAUUAUAGAGGAAUUCCACUUCUAUCUAAAAAUUUUAGUCCUAUUAUAAGUAAUAAUUAAAAAGAUACAAUUAGGGAAGACUACUUAUUAAAGCUUGGAAAUAAGUAAAGUGACAUAGAAGAAGAUAUUAAUUCUUAUAAAGAUUACCAAUAAAAAUUUUAUAAUAAUGAAUUUGGUGGAGGAGAAAGUGAUAUAGCCUCUUAAACAAUAAAAAUGGUGGGAAGCUAGAUUGAAGUAAAUGCUAAAGAAGAGCAAAUUGCUAAAGAAUCGCAUAUUUAUAAAAUAGAUGAAAACUUUGUUCAAACAAUAUUUAAAUGUUUCAGUUAAAACAGUUCAACUGAGAAUGAUGAUAAAAAAUAAAAUGGAUAGAAUUUAGAUGCUAAUCUAAAAUUGUAACAAGAUAAUGUCAGAACUUCAAAGCAAUAUUUUGUCUAUGAAUAACUGAAUUCAUUCCAAAAAAGUAGCAAAAUCCCUUAAAGCAUACAGUUUGGGUUAUUUUUCUGGAUUUUAGGAUUGCUUAUAUUUUUAGCAUUUUGCUUAACGCUUCUUUUUUCGAUUAGAUCAAAAUUUAAUAAUUUUGAUAAUACUUUGAAUCUUUUAAAUGUUUAAAAUGAGAUAAUUUUACCAGUAAACAACCUGUAAACCCUUUCCCUUCUCAAUAAACAAAGCAUGCUAAAUGGUUACAAUCCAUCAGAUUAAAAUGUUUCUUUAAUUCAGUCAAUUCUACUUGAAGGAGUUUCAUAUUACUUAUCUUAUUUCUAGACAUCAUUAUAAUUUAGAUUAGGUGAUGAAACUACGAUGAAUAAAUGGAUUGAUCAGACUUUAUAAGUAUUAAUGAAAAAUUCUUUAAACUACUCCGAUUAAACUCUUCCGCUUUUAUAAAUCAUCUAAUUGCUUUAAAAUAAUAUGAGUUAACUGGCAUAAGAAUUUUAAUUAAAGUCUGUACCCUAAGAAAGCGACAUUAGAUAUGACUCUUUCUUUUAGUAAAUAAACUAUCAUCCAAUUAUUGAUUACUUUGAUGGAUUUUCAGAAUAAGCUGCUUCAUAAAAUAACCAAAUAACUACUGAUACAUAAACUCUACUGACUGAGAUAAGUUUGCCAAUGAUUUUUUCGUCAAUAUUUAUUUUUAUAAUAUCAUUUUACUAUUUGCUCAAAUAUAAAGAACUUUAGGAAAAUAUGAUGAAAUUUUUUUAUCACACAGAUAAGAUUAGCUUAUCCCGUGACAUACAAAGGUAUAAAAUUCUCAAGUCUAUCAUAAAUCAGGGAGAAGAUUAAAUAUAUUAAUACAAAUUUUCUAUAAAUAAUCACGAUGCUUUUUUAGAAGCAGAAGAUGAAUUUCACGAAAAGCUAGUAACAGAAAUGAAAAAUUACAAAGCUAGACUACCUGAUAUUAAUCUUUAAUAAUCAAGAAUAUUUAUUCUAUUCUUUUUUGUUUUUAUAAGCUAUAUUAUAUUCAUAGCAGGAAGCUUUACCUAUUUAAAAAUAUUUAUUUCCAACUACUAAGACUUUAUAAAUAACUUAUAAGACUUUAGCAGAAUUUCAUACAAGACAAGUAAUCUAAUGUCUGAAAGAGAGCUCUGUUAUGCAAGCUUUUCAACUUCUCUUUAAUAAGAAUUCCCUCAAGUUCUUAUGCUUGAAUACUAGGAUGUAUCAUCUAUGUUUAAGAGUGAUAUUGACUAAUUAGGAAAUUUCAUCAACAAUAUUGGCUAGCUUUAGUUUUAAAUUGUUGAUGUAAGUAUAGUAAGUUAGGUUUAAAAUUUAUUUAAACAAGACAUAUGCCUAAGCAUGCAAUAUAAUUCUACUUUCUAUAAAAGAGACAGGAAUGUUUAUGAUUAAGCAUGUCAUUACAUUCAACAGGGAACUUUAAAUCAAGGUUUGAUAACUUCUUUAAACAAUAUAAGAAAUAAAUUUAAUUCAGAAUUUAAGGAAAAUCACUUUCAAUAAAGAACACUUUAUAAUAAUCCAAAUUAAAUUCUUGAUGAUUCCCUAGCAAUAACUCUGAUUUCUCAACAAAUAUCUAUGCUGAGUAACAAGAUAAUUAAUAAUGCAAAUUAAAAGAAGGAUAGUGUAAAUAAUAUCCUUACAAUAAUUAUAUGCAUCUCUAUGGUUGUGCUUGGCUUAAUUAAUUUUUUGCUAUUUAUGAGAGGUAAAAACCAUCUGCUUUAAGUAUAUAACAAUAACAAGUUAAUAAUUUUCUUACUUCCUUAAUAGACUUUAUUUAUGUAACAUAAGUUAUUUAAUUAAUUUAAAACAUUUUUAAAGAGAUAUAAUUUAUGA